AUGGCAACUAAAUUUCUUAAUCUUAUAAAGAACCAAAUUUUUUCUCAGUAUGCAAGCUAUCUGACAGAACAAUGUAUUCAGCAGGAAGGAAGAAAGCUUGACCUAUCCCGGCUAAAACUGAAAGAGCUCCCAGCUGAGUUGACUUUGGCAUUUGCAUUUCUUUCCAAGCUGUCUCUGGAGGGCAAUUUUCUACGCUUCGAAUCGAUCAUCGUGCUACACUCGUUAAAAUUUCUACGCUACCUAGCGCUCAACAACAACCAACUUGCACUAUUCCCGGAAGAACUGUGUGAACUCAAGUAUGUCGAAUUUCUCAACCUAAGUGACAAUCCGAUAGAGUGCCUGCCGGAAGCGAUAGGGAAAUUGAAAAAUGUAACCACUCUCUGGUGUAAUGACAUGAUGCUGAGCCAGCUGCCCUCAACGUUCGGCUCGUUGCGGAAGUUGAAAACUUUUGGCGCUCGGAACAACCAGCUGGCCGCUCUACCGGAAUCCUUCGGUAUGCUUCGACGGCUGAAGUGGCUUUCAUUGGAGGGAAAUCAUAUCAGCGCGAUGCCUGAAUCAUUUGAGUGGCUUCGAAACUUGUCCCAUCUCAACUUGAAAGGAAACAGUUUCAUCGAGUUUCCGGUCGAGCUUUUUCAGAUGAGACGCUUAAAGUUUUGUUCUUUGGCAAACAAUUCAAUAUCAGCCCUCUCGGAGGUGACACUCGAAGGGGUCCGUUUCAUCGACACACUGGAGUUGAGCGGCAAUCCGGCCAACGUUAGUGUUUAUGGAAAUUUUGAAAAUAUACAAGCUAAAGUAUUGCGGUUGCAGUUUGACCUAAUGGAUGAAACGGUUGAAGAGGAAUGGAAGCACAGCUUGCCGAACAGUGAACUGAACUCCCCCGAUACAAGCGGCGAUGAGACGGACAUGGAACCAUAUGAUUACGAACUACCAAAAUUGGCGAGAUACUGCUGUGCUGUGUGAUAAGUUAGACUGUACGACAGAGGUGAU
Topomyia yanbarensis is the source of this 987-nucleotide messenger RNA. RefSeq names its product leucine-rich repeat-containing protein 57. The transcript has a single exon. The coding region runs from base 1 to 960 and encodes 319 amino acids. Gene Ontology annotation, molecular function: protein binding. The record is from RefSeq and is a predicted model, not a curated record. Lineage: Eukaryota; Metazoa; Arthropoda; Insecta; Diptera; Culicidae.